UAGAAUUUAAUACGUUUCGGAGUAAUUGACUGAUAAAUACAGUUUAGAGAUAGCUCAACAGACUUUGGAUAAUUAAAAAAAAAACAGAACUUAAAGUUAAAGGCCGAAACUGAAACGUUUUAGUUAGAAUAUGUUUUUCUCUCUGAUCCGUCAGUGUUAUCGUUCACCUUCGAAAGAUGGAGAUGGAUCAUCUUCUUCUUCUUCUUCUUCUACUUACACCGUGGUUGAUACGCACGCGCGUAUGACGAGGACGACAUCUCCGUAUGUGAAUCGUCACGUGCCGUUUUGUCCGGAGCGGAGAAAGAUCGACGGAAUACGGCGGUGGCGGCCGUCUCUUUCUGCUAUUUCGGAAGACGCAUCCACCACCACCGUCUCCGCCGGAGAGACUGAUCCUUCGUUUAGAAAAUUUUUAGCCAGAGAAACGGCGUCCUUCUCCCGCAGAGAUCGUACUACUAUUAAGAGAGCCUGGAGAAACACAAUCACAUACCAUAUAGCAUCACCCGGUUUCGCUCCUUCUCCGUUCAUGUAUUGAAAGUGUGUAGUGUGUGUAUUCAUGAUUCUUGUAUUUCACCUUCUGCAAUGUUGUGCGCUUUUACGUAGUACCUUAAUUCGAGAGAUUAUUAGUAACAAUUCUUGUAAUUACAAUGCUUGAGGCUCUUAAUCCUUUUAUGUCACUUUAAUUGUGAUCAUUAUGAAUUCCGUUUGUUUGAUAUUGAGAAACAGUUAAUUAAAUAAAAUAAGAGAAGUCAAAUUAUA
Messenger RNA from Capsella rubella, 756 nucleotides. RefSeq lists its product as uncharacterized. Bases 131 to 532 code for a protein of 133 amino acids. The record is from RefSeq and is a predicted model, not a curated record. NCBI's taxonomy places the organism in Eukaryota, Viridiplantae, Streptophyta, Magnoliopsida, Brassicales, Brassicaceae. The transcript is spliced from 2 exons.